Nannospalax galili (Upper Galilee mountains blind mole rat) is the source of this 5086-nucleotide messenger RNA. RefSeq names its product zinc finger and BTB domain containing 26 (gene Zbtb26). Gene Ontology annotation, biological process: regulation of transcription by RNA polymerase II. NCBI's taxonomy places the organism in Eukaryota, Metazoa, Chordata, Mammalia, Rodentia, Spalacidae. Gene Ontology annotation, molecular function: DNA-binding transcription factor activity, RNA polymerase II-specific; RNA polymerase II cis-regulatory region sequence-specific DNA binding; protein binding. Gene Ontology annotation, cellular component: nucleus. The transcript is spliced from 2 exons. Bases 518 to 1843 code for a protein of 441 amino acids. The record is from RefSeq and is a predicted model, not a curated record.
UUCCGUUGGGUCCCCCUUUGGCUCAGGUUCCCUGCCCCUCCCCCUCCCUGUGAGCCCCGAGGGGCCGGAGCUCCAGGCAGUGGUGGAUCCUGACGGCAGUCUUGCCCCGGGUCUGUAAGUUCGGAGGCGGCCGGAGAGCCGGGCUGGGGCGCGGGGGUCCCUGGAAAUGGAGCCCCCGUGGGUCCCCGGGUCGGCCGAGACCUGCCGUGGGAUGCGAGCCGAGUGGCUGGCCUAGGCCCCGGGGGACUUCAGCUUUCCACGCUGCGCCCCGGCCCACGCUGCGCCCCGGCCCACGCUGCGCCCCGCCCCCGUCCCUCCCUAGUCCGGAGGAGGGAUUCUCAGGAUGCUUCGGGGACCGCCUCCUAGGACCCCCAACCUAGGGCCGAGCGGCUGGACCGGACACCGAACUCUGGCAUCUUGUAGAAAGUGCCAGACUUGAGGUCCGGGGAAAAGGACCCUCAGGAGCUAGCCAGGGGAAGGCCUUCAGUGCCAACCCGCGAGAAUACUGUCUGCCAAAAUGUCUGAAAGAUCAGAUCUCCUUCACUUCAAGUUUGAAAAUUAUGGAGAUUCAAUGUUACAAAAAAUGAACAAAUUAAGAGAAGAGAAUAAGUUUUGUGAUGUUACAGUUCUCAUAGAUGAUAUUGAGGUACAGGGGCAUAAAAUUGUAUUUGCUGCAGGUUCCCCCUUUUUAAGAGACCAGUUUUUACUGAAUGAUUCCAGAGAGGUGAAAAUCUCCAUAUUACAGAGUUCUGAAGUGGGGAAGCAAUUGCUCUUAUCCUGUUAUAGUGGUGUACUGGAAUUCCCUGAGAUGGAACUGGUAAAUUACUUGACUGCUGCAAGUUUUCUUCAGAUGAGCCACAUUGUAGAACGGUGCACACAGGCCCUGUGGAAAUUUAUAAAGCCAAAACAACCAAUGGAUAGUAAAGAGGGAUGUGAACCGCAGAGUGCUUCUCCCCAGUCGCAAGAACAGCAGGGAGACGCCAGAGGCUCUCCAAAGCAGGACUCGCCUUGUAUUCACCCAUCUGAAGACAGUAUGGAUAUGGAGGACAGUGAUAUUCAGAUUGUUAAGGUAGAAUCAAUUGGGGAUGUAUCAGAGGUUAGAAGUAAAAAAGAUCAGAACCAGUUUAUUUCUUCUGAACCCACUGCUUUACAUUCUUCAGAGCCCCAGCACUCCCUGAUAAAUUCAACUGUGGAAAACAGAGUAAGUGAGCUAGAACAAAACCACCUCCACAAUUAUGCCCUCUCUUACACAGGCAAUGAUAAUAUCAUCAUGACCUCAAAAGAUGUCUUUGGGCCCAAUAUUCGAGGUGUAGACAAAGGCUUACAGUGGCAUCACCAGUGCCCAAAGUGUACCAGGGUGUUUCGUCACCUCGAGAACUACGCCAACCAUUUAAAAAUGCACAAACUCUUUAUGUGUCUACUCUGCGGCAAGACUUUUACUCAGAAAGGCAAUCUUCAUCGACACAUGCGUGUGCAUGCCGGAAUCAAACCUUUCCAGUGUAAGAUCUGUGGGAAAACCUUUUCUCAGAAGUGUUCCUUACAGGAUCAUCUUAACCUUCACAGUGGAGAUAAGCCCCAUAAAUGUAACUAUUGUGAUAUGGUUUUUGCACAUAAGCCAGUUUUGAGGAAACAUCUUAAACAGCUGCAUGGCAAAAACAGCUUUGAUAAUGCCAAUGAAAGAAAUGUACAAGACCUCACAGUGGAUUUUGAUUCUUUCGCAUGUACAACAGUCACAGAAUCUAAAGGUUGUCAGCCACAAUCUGAUGCAGCACAGGUCCUGGAUGCAGGUAAACUGACCCAAGCUGUCCUGAACUUAAGGAGUGAUAGUACUUGUGUGAAUUGAGUAGGGGCCUAAUGCUCACAACUAGAUUGGACUGAGAGUGUGGCAAUAGUCUGAGUCUUUUUAAGAGUGAUUUUGAUAGUUUCUUCUCCAAAGUCUCCAUGCAGGUGGUAGUGGGUGAGUUAAAGCACUAAGACCAGACAACUUACCACUUGGUGUGGUUUUGCUUUCCUUUUGUCUGCUCCCAUUUUCUUUUUUGAGUUAUUUAUCCUGUGAUGUCUAUUUUCCUUUCCCAAUGAAUAAUUCCAUUUGUCUACCUAAUGUUGACUUAUGUCUUAGACUGACACUAUUUUAGGCUUUUAACUAAGCACAUUCUGAAGGUACCUUCAAAUAACAUCACCUGCUUUCCACUAAUCGAUGCUAUGCUUAGGAAAGUGAAUGAUAUUUUUCUUCAGUAAGAGAAAGUAGACUGAGAUAUAAGGUGAUACUGCUGUUGACCUAAAUAUGUGAUAGAGCCCUUUUUUUGUCUACUGAUAAUUCAUCCAUAUCUAAUGAAUGAAUCUGCUGCCUACCAUUUGUAUUGUAUUUGGAGCUGCUAUAAAGAAGUAUGUUGGUUUGUUCUGUACUUUUCAACACUACCAUAGCCCAAAUACAUCUCACUCUACAGCCCAGAGUACAGUCUUUUCAGCAACAUCUGCAGACAGAUAGUUUUAGGGACCACCAUAGAAAGCAUAAUCAACAAAGGAUAGAGGUACAAUAAUAUGGAAGUGGGUACAUGGAAGGUUUUCUAGGUAUCAUGUCCCAGCGAGAGAGGGGCCAUUGGCUUUUAGUAUGUAGCUUAAUUUUUCAUGCUUUUGUAAUUAUAAUUGCUUUAGUCAUACUUAAAUGAGCUAAAGAAUAAUGGUCUCUGUAGAAAUGGACUGUACUGGAGUCUCUGAACUUGUAUCAGAGUUUAAUCAUCAGAAAGGUGAGUUUGGCCAUCAGUUUUUUUUCCAAUAUGCAGUAAGUGUCUCUGAGUUUUUCUUUCCCCGUGUACCUUAAUAUUAGAAAUAGAUGGGAAAAAAAAAAGUGGGAUACAGGAUAAUAGCCAGAUUUUCUUGCAUUUAGAUAGGUUUCAUAAAUACAUACUGUCCCACUUUGCCACCUUUGAUAGUUGGUCUUCAAAGAUGAAAAAAAAAUUUUUUUCUUAAAUACAUUUCAUACAUAAUUUUGAGCCUUGUUUCUGAUCCAUGAGUUCCAUUUAGGUGACAGGAAUGUUAGAGAACUUAGAAACUCUUGAAGGAUUAUUUACUCCAUCACUGUCAGUUUAAGUUAGGGCAUCCAAGGUCCAAAUAGGUGGCCUGGCUGCCGUUGCCCAAAUAUACAUGACAAAAUAUGAAUGACUGCCCCCAUAACUUUUCUCACCAUCUUUCAUUUAAAAAGAUUCAGUACCUGAUGAAUAACAACACAUUAGCAGAAAGGUCCAAGCUUCACCUUUGGUUGUACCUUCUGACUUUCUGAGACGGCCUAGGUUUUGCCAACAAAAUACCCAGAAGGACUUGUGAUAAUUAUUUUUUUAAAUCAUUUUAUUCUGGUGGUUUGUGCUUAUAAUCUUAGCCCUUGGGAGGCUGAGGUACUAGUGUUGCUAUAAGUUCAAGGCCAGUCAGCCUGGACUACAGAGUGAGACCCUGUCUCAAAAGACCUAAAUAAAUAAGUACAAUUAUUUUGUUAUAGUAAUGCUGGGGCUCAAACCCAGUGCCUCACAUAUACUAGGCAAGCACUAUACCUACUCCUAAAGUACACCUCAACCCAUUAAUUAUUUUUAGUUAGAUGAAUAUUGCAUUCUUUCCAAGUAGCUGAUUUGCAGUGUUGGUAGGAAAGGAAAGGGCAAGUUAGAAUAACGUGAAAAGGAACCGAAUAUGAAGCUUAUUUUUGUCUGGAAAAUUAUUUCCACCAGAAUUUUGUUGUUUUUUUGCGCUAUGAGAGUACAUGCACAGAUAAUACAGAAAUUAGACUUAACUUAUAUAGUCAGGGGGACAUGUUAUAAUUUGAUGUAUUUACAUGUGACUCAGAUUUGAGAUAUAAUUUUUCUUCUACCAAAUAUUUAAGAAUGCAGUUGAUAAAACUAGAGAUACCUUCUGCUCAACAUCACUCAUUGUGUGGUCUAAUGCUUCCUUGCAUUCUGAGUUUUCCAUGAUUCAGCCAAAGAGUCCCAGUUCUAUGCAGCAACGAAACUACCAAGUCAUCCAAUGUUUUGCGUAUUUUUUCUGAACACCAUUUUUCCACAGGAGAAUUUCAAGAUGGGGUGCUCCCCUUGCUCAUAUUCAUGUCCCGUUUCUGUCACUAGUUUGAAGACUAAAAAGCAUGGGUUCAAGUAAGAUUGGUCUCUUUGGUUGGAGACUGUUUCUGUCCUUCAAGAAACUUUUAUUUUUAAAUGCUGGGGAUUGGACCCACUGCCUACUGAGCUACUUCCACAGCCUCAAGAAACAUUAUUAAGCAACUGCUAUUUCCAGGCACUAUGUUAGUUUCUGAGGAUAUGAAGGUAAGAUUGGUAUGGUCCCUGUCCCUAUGGAGCUUAUAGUGUCAUGUGAUGUUAGUGAAACACAGUCUCAAAUUUAUUCCAUACUAAGAAUAAACCUGCUUUGUUUUCUUUGUUCACUUAAAAUCAGCCUUUUUAAUUUACUAUUACUAAAGUUUUUAGUUCUGUUUGCAGGUGCAAACCACUUAACUAAUUUGUGGUCUCCAUUUCUUGACUGGAGAGGUCUUCUGUUUCUGUGAGACAUCUGAUUUUGGUGGGACUUGCAUUCUUUGCUUACACAGUUCUUAGAUUAUAUUGCAGAGAUCAAGUUAUUGAUGUCAAGUAUUCUUCAUAGUGGAAGAUGGCUUUUAACACUAGUCAUGUUCCUAUAGAAGAGGAAGGGUUUUUAAACCUUAGUUAUUCCACUUUUGUAUUGUAUGGAUUACUAGGAAAACUCCAAAAGGAAGAGGAUUCUCUUUACUAUAGUUUGGUGGUUUUUUUUGUUGUUGUUUUUUGUUUUUUUUUUAAUUACUGUGUCAGUUAUUUAUUUAUUAUUUAAUAUUAAAACAAGCUCCAAACUGAAGUGGCUCUGAGGUAAAUCAGAUGUGGUUUUGUUUUAGUUUAGAAGAUGUGUAAAUGGAAGGUGACCAGUGUCACCAUUUCUAAAAUAUUGUCCUAAACAAACAACCCAGAACAUUUUAUUUCAGCUCAUGAAUGGCUGUUCUAAAUCUGUUGUAUGUUAGACAUACUUUGAACUACCUCUUACUUAAUAUGGGGACGUUUCCUUAAUAAAAGCGUGACAGUUAAAA